AAAGACAGCAUCCGUCUCCGGUACGCCGUACGCCCAUGAAAGAGGUAAAGGUGUCCGUCAGUCAGUUGAACGCCGCCAUUUUCUUGGUGUGUAAACGUUCCGUUAAUUUUAGUUGAAUAGUUGUAUACCGUACGCUACACACCAUAGGACGUGUAAUCAUUCUGGCGUUUUACGCGUCCUCGGCUAGAUUUACACCAUGAAUCAGUCACGAAAUUUCACAUCAUUAUUGAAUCCAAGUUAUUUGCAAAACGCCCAACAAAAUGCUGCGACUGCGAAUGCGGCUGCUGCUGCGGCUGCAGCAGCUGCCGCGGUGAGUGCCGCGAUUGCUAAUGGAACGCAGUUGAACUCCAAUUCUAAUUCCACGACAAAUAACACGAGAAAACGUGAAGCAGAAGGUGAUGUUAAACAGGAAAAAGAGACGAAAGAGGAACGUAGGAAGAGGAGGAAAACUAGAUGGAGCGGUAGUGAACAUGACAAAACUUUUAUACCAGGCAUGCCUACGGUUCUACCAACAAACCUGACUCCUGAACAGGAGAAGGCUUACCUCUUUCAGCUGCAGAUUGAGGAAAUCAGCAGGAAGCUACGCACUGGAGACCUUGGAAUUCCACUUAACCCAGAGGAAAGAUCUCCUUCUCCAGAACCCAUAUAUAGUAGUGAUGGUAAACGGUUGAAUACAAGAGAAUAUCGUACUAGACGUAAAUUGGAGGAGGAACGUCACAAUCUUAUUCAGAAGAUUCUCAAAAUUAAUCCAGAAUUUAAACCACCGCCAGAUUAUAAACCACCAAUAAUACGAGUGCAUGAUAAAGUAAUGAUUCCUCAAGAGGAACAUCCAGAUAUUAACUUUGUUGGCCUUUUGAUUGGACCACGUGGAAAUACAUUGAAAUCAAUGGAGAAGGAAACUGGAGCAAAGAUAAUAAUUCGUGGUAAAGGUUCUGUAAAAGAAGGAAAAGUUGGAAGGAAAGAUGGACAACCUUUACCUGGUGAAGAUGAACCAUUGCAUGCAUACAUUACUGCUAAUAAUUUAGAUGCCGUAAAGAAGGCUGUUGAAAGAAUUCAUGAAAUUAUACGUCAAGGUGUGGAAGUACCUGAGGGGCAAAAUGAUUUACGACGUAAUCAACUUAGAGAAUUGGCUUUAUUGAAUGGAACAUUGCGUGAAAAUGAUGGACCACGUUGUACUAAUUGUGGUGCAUCUGAUCAUAAAUCAUGGCUGUGUCCAGAUAAACCCAACGUAACAAAUAAUAUAGUAUGUUCGAGUUGCGGUGGAGCAGGUCACAUUGCACGUGACUGUAGAUCUAAGAGACCCGGUCAGGGUGGACCAGCUGCUGCGGGUAUGGGUGGAAUGGGACCGGGUGGAGAUAAAGCUAAAAUAGACGAGGAAUAUAUGUCUCUUAUGGCAGAAUUGGGUGAAGGUCCACCACCUGAUCGAUCUAAAACCGGACAGCCUCGUCAACCAAAUCCAAAUCCCAAUUAUCCUGGUCUCUUUGAUAGACAACAAGCACCUCGUGCUUUAAUGGCUGCACCAGCACAUCCACCGCCACAAAUGAUGCAAGGUGGUCCAAUGAUGCCUCCACCAGGAAUGGCUCCGCCACCUUGGAGUCAAGGAGAAGUGAAUAACAUGAAUGGUAUGAACAUGCAAUGGCAACCUCCUGUUAGUAUGCCUCCACCACCUGGCGUGAUGCAACCACCUCCACCACCGCCUGGUUCUACAUCUCAACCAAAUAUCCCACCAUUGAUGCCUUGGAUGGCUGGAAACAAUCAACCACCACCACCAGGGCAAAUGCCACCGACGCAAAUUCCACCACCUGGAAUGGGUAUACCACCAUGGCAGCAAGGACAACAGGGGCCAAUGCGCCCACCUCCACCUGGAACUGCUCCCCCUCCAGGUUUUCCAGGAUGGCAACCGCAACAGAUGGGUGGAUGGCCACCAGCAGCUCCAGUUCCUCCUCCACCUCAACAACAAACACCAGCUCCCCCUGGCAUUGAUCUCAACACUUUACCUACGUUAUUGGCACAACCACCUCCUCCACCUCCACCAACUAGUUAGUGUAAAGAAUCAUCAAAUUGUCUCAUCAAAUCUUUAUUCGUACAAUAGAGGGAUAUUAUCGGUCGUGUCAAUAAAUAGAUUAUAAUAUUGGACUGAAGACAGUUAAUAAUUAUUAAUUAGCUGGAAUGAUUCGCGACUUUAAUUAGUCUAUUCGUCAUACAUGGCUAUGUUUUUUUUUAAAAAGAAAAAAAAAAAAAGAAAAACUGGGAAAGUAUAUUGUUAGAUAAAUAUUUUCCAAUUCUCCUCAAUGGCUAUACAACGUUUAUAAGAAAUUAUCUUAGGUUUGCGACAUAUGUUUGAAAUUUCGAGAACAUAUCGUACUUUAUGAAUAAAAAAUGUUUAAGUUUGGUUACCAUUACUUUCGAACUUAUUACAUGUACCUAAAGCUUUCUUACAAGUGUAAAUGUAAGUGAUAUGCCAAACACAUUUUUAUAAUGUUACUUCAAGCACUUCACAAUUUUUACUUAUAUAUUUCUGUAAACAUAACAUCAUAUAUUACAAACAGAAAUAUAACUUACUUGUUUGUAGGUAGUAUGCAUAAUACAUACAUAUUAUGCACAGUGUAGUAACGCAUUUGUUGCUCUGUACAAGUGUUAUAAUUAAUUUUUGCUUCAUUAUAUUACCUAAUGUUGAGAUAAAUAUUAUGCAAUAAAUGUUGAAAAAUUAAAAA
Messenger RNA from Bombus pascuorum, 2714 nucleotides. It is a transcript of the gene SF1, whose product is annotated as splicing factor 1-like. Gene Ontology annotation, cellular component: nucleus. NCBI's taxonomy places the organism in Eukaryota, Metazoa, Arthropoda, Insecta, Hymenoptera, Apidae. Gene Ontology annotation, biological process: regulation of mRNA splicing, via spliceosome. Gene Ontology annotation, molecular function: mRNA binding; zinc ion binding. The coding region runs from base 197 to 2044 and encodes 615 amino acids. The record is from RefSeq and is a predicted model, not a curated record. The transcript is spliced from 9 exons.